Molecule: messenger RNA, 1398 nt
Organism: Amorphotheca resinae ATCC 22711
Lineage: Eukaryota; Fungi; Ascomycota; Leotiomycetes; Helotiales; Amorphothecaceae
Exons: 6
Coding region: 1-1398 (465 amino acids)
Biological process (GO): nucleotide-excision repair, DNA gap filling; DNA synthesis involved in UV-damage excision repair; DNA strand elongation involved in DNA replication
Cellular component (GO): delta DNA polymerase complex; nucleus
Molecular function (GO): DNA-directed DNA polymerase activity
Source: RefSeq, a predicted model, not a curated record
AUGGCAGACUACAAGAGUUACUUGGCAGCCAAUAUCUUAAGUGAGGAUAAAGUGAUCACUUACCGGCUGCUCAGUCGAGCUCUCAAAGUCAAUGUCAAUACUGCAAAGGAAAUGCUCUAUGAAUUCCACCAUCUGCAAAAUGCGAAGAAACCAGGCACUGUCCACGCAACCUAUCUUGUCAGCGGUACAAAACGCGCAGAGGAACAAGAGGCCUCAAGUGGUGUACAAAAGGAUGGGGAAGAUGAAUAUAUGCAGAGUAGCCCAUUCAUGAGCAGCUCUAUGCCUCAGCCAGAUCAGGAUACAGAAGAGACGUCCGUCUUGAGCAUUACCUUGGUUAGAGAGGAGGACCUGGAGAGUUUAAAGUCCCAAUAUGAACACAUAACAUCAAUACACAUCUAUAGUCUUGGACCUCACCCUUUAAAGGAACUCCAACUCCUUUCCGACUGCACCCGCGAACUAAGGGCCCUCACAGCAUCUGAAGAUCCUCUCGAAUACUACCCCAAAUAUGGCGCAAUCACCAAUCCCCUCGUAAAACGCCGUCCAGCCCGCAGACCACCACCACCUCCCGCCCCAACGACAACCUCCAAGCCCGCACCAGUUAAACAAGAAGCAUCCAAGCCCUCCCCUGCCCCUGUCGUGAAGCCAGAACCGAAAGCGAAGCCAGAACCCAAACAACAGAGCACAGCUGCAAAGGAUUUCUUCGGCAAGGGAAAGGAGAAAGCGAAAUCCGAAGCGAAAUCAGGAGGUACAAGCGCACCAUCUAGCAAAGAAAGCACGCCUGCCCCCAACCCACCAGCUCUGAAGAAGAAUAAUUCGAGUGAUAUCUUCAAAGCGUUUGCGAAAGCCAAACCGAAAUUGAAGAAGGAGGGGACGGAUUCAUCAGCGGCGGCGACCGAGGAUGAGGUAAUGAAAGAUGCAGUGAAUUUUGAUGACGAGGAUGAGGAGGAGACAUAUGUGCCUCCUGCGCCAAAGGAGGAGAGUGCAGGAGAUAGGAGAUCUAGGAAGGAGAGGGAGGCGCAGUUAAGAGCAAUGAUGGAGCAAGAUGAUGAUGAUGCUGAGGACGAAGUCGUCCCACCCGUCGAACAACCAGAGCCAGAAGAAGAAGAAGAGACGAACCCUGAAAAAGAAAAAGAGGAAGUGAAACCCGAGCCUGAACCAACCGUGACGGUGAGUGGAGGACGCAGAAGAGGAAAGAGGAGAGUGAUGCGCAAGAAGACUAUCAAGGAUGAAGAAGGCUAUUUGGUCACGAGAGAAGAAGCAGUCUGGGAAUCCUUCUCGGAAGAUGAACCGGUUGCGCCGCCGCCAAAACCAAAGGCUCAGUCUACGACAGCAAAGGGGAAGAAAGGAGCGGAGAAAAAGGGUCAAGGUAGUAUUAUGAGCUUCUUUGGGAAGAAAUAG